This is a messenger RNA of Punica granatum (pomegranate), 870 nucleotides long. The record is from RefSeq and is a predicted model, not a curated record. NCBI's taxonomy places the organism in Eukaryota, Viridiplantae, Streptophyta, Magnoliopsida, Myrtales, Lythraceae.
AUGGAUCGGUCCAAAGAGCUGAAAUUCCUUGGUGUCCAAGGAAUCCGGGUCGAAUCGGCUCUGAUACUGAAACAAGCUCAUCGUUCCUUCAUCCUGACAACCCUGACACUCGUCCUCCCUCUCUGCGGCCUCAUCCUGUUCCAUUCUCAUGUCUCCCAACCUCUCCUGGCCACCCUCGUCCAUCUCGACUUGGAUGUGUCCUGGACCAGCAAGGAGUGGGCGGUCGUGAUGGCUGCCCACUUCCUCUUGCUGCUGUGCAUCUGCUUGUUCUUGUUCCUCACAACCGCCGUUGUCUCCUUCACUGUGGCCACCCUCUACUCCUCCGGGAAGCCCUUCUUCUCCUUGUUGGUGUGGUGCCUGAUCGACGCAAUAAAGAUCCUCGAUGAUAAGGUUUUGACUUUCCUCUCCAUUGUCAGCAUCAUUGGCAGUUUCAUCAUGGCCCCUGUGUACGUUCCAUUGGUAUGGUACCUCGUUAACAUUGUCACUGUCCUUGAGCCCGGGUAUGGAAUCGAUGCCAUAGGAGAAGCCUUAUAUCCCCUUACUGGUAGGGAACUCAUGGGCUCAAUGCUGGUGCUCGGGUAUUUCAUUAUUGGUGGCGUGAUCAGCAGGAUGUCCCAUUUGGUGGAGACGAAUGGGGCCACACUAGGUACUUUUGUGCUUGGCCAGCCUAUUCAGGCAAUCCUAUAUCUGGUCUUACUUCUUGUCGUGGUGCUCGUGAAUGUAUUCUGGUCGAUAGUCCUGAGCGUAUUCUACCAUGUCUGCAAAAGCUACCAAAAUGCCAACCUUCCGCUUGAUAGUUCGGAUAUAUUUUACCAUGUCUGCAACAGCUACCGAAGCCAACCUGUGUCAACAAGGCAGCGUCAUAUCUGA